Messenger RNA from Spodoptera littoralis (African cotton leafworm), 3027 nucleotides. Lineage: Eukaryota; Metazoa; Arthropoda; Insecta; Lepidoptera; Noctuidae. The record is from the annotation of a GenBank genome assembly.
AUGUCGAAGGCUGUAAUUAUACCGGAGUGUAAUAAGGAUAUUGGGGGUAUGAAAGAGGAGAUAUCUUUGUCUCCUACUGAGAAACGAGAUGGGGCAAUUGGUGGUUUGUUUAGUAGACUGCUGCGACUGGAUACAUUGAGCAAGAAGAGUAGUUCGCCCGAGAGCCCAACCUCCGUGGAACCGCCUAUCACCUACUACGGAGUUUAUAUACCUAGUGAAAUUAAAAAGGGACCAGAUGAAGAAGCGCUGCAUGUUUACAAGAAUAAGUCGGAAGCUCUCGAGCUGGUGCGAAGAUACAAGUCUGCGAGGUUCAAGGCGUUCAGAAACCGACAGGAUGCUGUGUCGUUUGCGCUGCGGGGAGCGGAACCCACUGACAAUACCGACGGCAACGAUAGCUCGAUCAUGGGAGAGAAGCCUUACCCAUUCAAGGCGCCUUCUCCCCAGGAUAUGGUGGCGCUCAGGAAGGCCAUAGAAGCUGGUCUGGCUACCACCGUGAGAGAUAGAGUGUGGGACAACCCGAGGUUUCUAGUCAGCAGUGGGAACACACCCGCUAUUAUGCAGGAAGGAUCUCGUUACAACGCAUUGCAUAUAGCGGCUAAGGCGAUGAACGCGGAGAUCUGCAAUUUAAUAUUGACGACGGUCGGCAACCCGAUGUUUGUUCAGACCUUAUACGGCAUGGAUGCUGACCCCGAGUCGUGUAAGGAGUUUGCAAGUAUUUUAGUAGACCGCUACCUGAAUACUCCGGACAAGGCAAUCAACGAGACUCCUCUGCACUUCGCGGCCAAGUUCGGCGCCGAACAAGUGGUGGACGUGCUCACUGCCUUCCCGCAAUGUAACCGCACUGCUGUUAAUAAGUACGGGGAACAGCCUAAGGAUAUUAUCUGCAAACGGGCAUCAAACAGCGAGGCGGGCGUGGCGAGUCGCAUAGCGUGUAUGUUGCAGGAACGUUACUAUGUACCUGUACUACAUACUGAAGACGGAAGCGGCGUGCCGACUAUAGGGAAGGCUUUUACACCGGCCGUACCACCCGAUAUAAACCGCGAUCCCUUAAGUCCUCGCUACGAGAUCCGUGCGUACGCGGGUCCCAUGGAAGCUCGUGCAGCGGAGCUGUUCCGCCGGCGUUGGAAGACCCCGCCGCGCGCGAGCACGGGCCCGCCCCGCCUGCUGCACGAGGGCCCGGCGCCCCGUUUGCUGCACGACCAUAGCCCUGCGCCGCCGCCCAGCCCCAGCGCCAAACCACACACGUUUAGACUUAAGGAGAUUACUAAGGGAUUAGAAACUGUUGGCAGGAGUUUAGCGGAACAAAUGAAAGUGGGUUGGAAGGAAUAUUGGCCGUUUUUAGACACGUUCACAGACCUGAGAACACCGGAAGGUCUGACGUUACUCGAGAAUUACCUCAAGAGUAAAUAUGACAGCGCGUGUUCGUUCGCGUAUAGUGAUAGUUGUGCCCAAUCUCAUGUGCCUGAAGACCUCUCACUGUCCAGAAUUAGUCUCUCCAUAUCCCAGCAAAGUCCUUCAAAGGAUUCCACGCUAAGCCCUAUGUCGGAGCUCUGUGUUGCCAUGAAAUCCUGUAAAAUAACAAAUGAAAGACCAGCGCAUUGGAGGAAAACUGACCCUUUAAGACAAAGGUUAUGUCGACAACCGGGACCUAAAACGUUGAAUGGAGAUACUCCGGUAGUUAACCAUACAGUCAGUCAGUUGUUAUGUAUAGAGCGCACGUGCCAAGUAUUUGCUAAAAGAAUAGCUGAUGCGCUAACAUUUUCUCUCAACGCCGAGCCUGAAACCGCCGGCGACGCGCUCAAGUCCGAGUCCAAACACCUUCAACAUACAAUCUUCACGUACAUGGACGACGAGCGAUUUCAAAAGAUAGACUUUGCCUUAAUACAUUCUAGACUAGCACAGUUAGUUGUAUACAAACUAAAACAGCAAACAAGUGACUUAGACGACAUUAACCAUUUAUUGGAGUUCCUUGUGAAACUCCGUUGUCCGAAUGACGACAUAUUUAGCUCAGACGAUGAAAGGAAACCGAAUUAUAGAGGUCCUAGUCGGGUGAAAAUGACCCAUGUGAUAGACGGCCAUGUUAGAUGCUUAACUAGUUUUAUAUGCGAAGAGUUGACGGAAGCUGAAGUGCUAAAGGCUCCGGCAAUGUCUGAGAUUGAGUGUACGGAGUUGUGGCAGAAAGCGUCGAAGUGUCGGUGCGAUUGGAAGAUCGAGGUGUUCGAGCGAAACAGCAAGAAGAACGCGUCGUUUAGGAAGAAUAGAUCUAUACUGUCUACUAGUCCGAAGAGCGAGAGUUUUAUUAGAAGACUGACUUUUGAUCAAGAUAUUGGUGACGGCAAACUGCAACAUAGCGAGAUCUCUCGAGUAGUGAGCGUCAACUCCCCCGCGGGCGACAGUGGCGCCCCCACCGCGCUCUACACGCUCGACACCAACAAGUGCCAGGUGCUUCCCGCUGAGAUAUCGGACGAUGAAUCAGUAGCGUCGUGCAACUCUGAUAUCGAUGAUGAGGACUUUCAUACUGCGUCUGAACACUCUGAGAAGGAGGACGAUGACAUGGAAGAAGCCAGCGCCGCGGCCAUAGCGGAGCCUUUCAUAUACGGUGAGGAGCCGUCGAAGAUGGACCGGCUAGUGUACGACGCGCUGCAGUCCACCACUAUAUCCGCCGACCAGUACCCUAACGUGUAUCGCUGGAGACACCACGUGGCGCUCUACCCGCCUGAGCAGAGAGACAAAUGGUUGCCAGCUCCGUCAAUAGAGGACAGUAUGUGUGUGAGCAUGUCCCUGGGUACGGCGAGCCCGGGCUUCGUCAACAGCCCGGGGCCGGCGAGCUGCUCCACUGUGGCCAGUAGUCCGGCGUCACGACCCGGCCGCAGCGCCGCGCGGUGCUCUACACCUUGCAGGGAUAGAGAUUCUGCUAGAGCGCCUCCACUACAGGUGUCGACCUGGCUCCGUGUGACGGGCCCCAACUCCCCUCGGUCCGCGCUGGCAGUGAAGAACGCGAACCACAACGUCAGCUUCGGUUUCUGA